AUGGCAGAUUUUUCUCAAUAUGGUGGCGUUGCAGCGGAGUGGGAGUUGCUGGUAGAGUCACAGCCACAAGUUGAAUUGCCUGCAGAUAUUACACCCAUCGAGCUUCAAAGACUUACCAACGAAACCCGGGCACUAGCGGCUCAGAAAUUGGUCCAAGGAGUCGAGAAAUACACUAAUCCAACCGCAACCAAAGACGAUGUCGUGAAGGAGGAUUUCGAUAUACAGGUCGAUUCGGAUCAUGUCAUUACUCUACGUGUUUACAAACGAAAGGCAACUGACAGCACUCCGGGAAAGCGUCCUGUCUAUGUUUGGUUCCACGGCGGGGGCUUCUUGUUCGGGACUUUCGAUGGAGAAGAUGGCCAUGCAUUCAAUGUGGUGAAGAACCUAGACAUUGUCGUUGUCCACGUCUGCUAUCGUCACACUCCAGAGAUCGCGUGGCCAACACCACGUGAAGAUGCCCUGGUCGGUCUGGACUGGGUAUUCGAGCACAUUGACGCCUUGGGCGGGGAUCCCGACAAAGUGUUGGUGGCAGGAAGAUCAGCGGGCGGUCUCCUCAGUGCCAUUGUGGCACUACAAGACCGCGAGAAGCACGAUAAGAACCGGGUCAGGGGUCAGAUUCUGGAUAUCCCAGUUCUUUCCCAUUCGGCAAACUUCCCAGUGGAUCUCAUACUACCUGGCAAAGGGUCCUACGAAGAGAAUCGCUUCGCACCUCUCUUACCGACCGCGCGCUUGGAUCUGUUCGAGUCCCUCCUUGGCGAGGAGGCCAAGGCGGACCGGUUGUACAAUAUUCUUCUGGAGCCAGACGAGAAUCUGCGAGGCUCACCACCAACGCACUUCCAUAUCGCGGGCCGAGACAUUCUUCGAGAUCAGUCAUUUUUAUUCAUGGCUAAACUACAGCGACUUGGGGUGUCCACCUCCUUCAAUGUCUACCAGGGCGUACCGCACGGCUUCAGGAGAUAUGGCGAACUGGAGGCCAGUAAGCGGUGGGAUAGAGAUCAUUUUGACGCCAUAAGGAACAUCCUGGGCCCUUAG
Molecule: messenger RNA, 1032 nt
Organism: Exophiala bonariae
Lineage: Eukaryota; Fungi; Ascomycota; Eurotiomycetes; Chaetothyriales; Herpotrichiellaceae
Exons: 4
Coding region: 1-1032 (343 amino acids)
Molecular function (GO): lipase activity
Source: RefSeq, a predicted model, not a curated record